AAACAUAAGUUAGAAUCAAAAUGAAGGGUUUUUAAUCAUAGCUCGGAGGAGAGUAGUGGUGUGUGUCUUUAAUCGCUCAGAGGAUACGUCUCUCUUUAGUUGCACUUUUCAUUCAGUCCAAUGAAGAGAUAGGCAGUGAGUGCAGGCUAAUCCAGUGUCGUUGAAUCGCCUUUAAUUGGAAUUACCUGACCAGCACAAUGAAGCAGGUUUUCGUGCUGGUUUUCUUUGGAGCGCUUGCACUCGCAUCAGCUGAUAGCGAACACAUCAAUGAGGAUGAAAAAGUAGACAAAGACUUGGAGCUGAAUGACCUCGUAGCUGAAGCCGGUGGUCACGGACCCCCUGUUUACGGUCCACCGCCGAAGUUUGGCCCACCCCCUCGCCAGUCCUAUGGCCCACCUUCAAGACCGCAAAAGUCGCAUGGGCCACCCAGGCAAAGUUACGGACCACCAAGGAGGCCACCAAAGCCCUCAUAUGGGCCACCGCCGAAUUUCCACAGCCCACCGGAACAAAAUAAUUUUGGGUCGCACAAUCACGUGCACGGAGCCGCUGGAGACUGCCCUCCGCUUACUCCAUCAAACGGCCCGCCCCAGCAAGAUUUCAGCAGCGGCCCGCAGCAAGUGCCCGAGGCAAACAUAAUCACGGCCAGCAAUUUCCACAACCACUUGCCAGCAGCUCCUCAGUUCAGACCGCCAAGGCCCAAUUACGGCCCUCCUCCGCCAAGCAAUUCGUAUGGUCCGCCACCCUCUGGUCCGAGUAACUCAUAUGGAGCUCCUCCACCUCCUAGGCCGCCAAGCAACUCGUACGGCCCACCGCCCUCCGGCCCGAGCUCAUCGUACGGAGCUCCUCCACCCCCUAGCAAUUCUUAUGGCCCACCACCUUCGGGUCCCAGCAACUCGUAUGGUCCACCACCACAAUCUGCUCCUAGCACUUCUUAUGGAGUUCCUCGAGCCCCACCUAGCAAAAAUUACGGCCCCCCUCCCUCAGCUCCCAGCUCAUCAUAUGGAGCACCACCUGCUCCUCAAAGCUCGGCUCACGGCCCACCGCCAUCAGCUCCCAGCUCAAAUUACGGAGCUCCUCCUGCACCUCCAAGCAACUCAUACGGCCCUCCACCAAGUGCUCCUAGUAAUGACUUUGGUCCUCCUCCCUCGGCACCGGCUCAAUCAUAUGGACCUCCUCCAUCUGCACCCAGCAAUUCGUACGGACCUCCCCCAUCUGCACCUAGCAAUUCCUACGGCCCUCCACCCUCGGCACCUAGCAAUUCCUACGGCCCUCCACCAUCGGCACCAAGCAACUCUUAUGGUCCUCCACCCUCGGCACCAAGCAACUCUUAUGGUCCUCCACCAUCGGCUCCAGCCCCCAUAACUUCAUAUGGACCACCACCUCUUCCCCCUAGCUCUUCAUACGGAGCACCUCCAUCUGCACCAAGCACUUCAUAUGGCCCUCCCCCGUCAGCACCAAGCUCUUCUUAUGGUCCACCACCCUCUGCGCCAAGCUCUUCUUACGGAGCUCCUAUUGUUUCUGAUGUUAGAACUCCUAAAGAGCACCGAAAACCUGGACCUCUGGAUCCGGAACCUCUGUCAGGACCUCCCCCUGGCGUCGACAGUCCACCAACGAAGCCAAGGAUUAUGUAUGAUGGAUGGAAGCCCAUGCCUGGUCUCGUUUCUCACCUCCAUGGCGCCAAGGCUGUUGCUGGAAUUGGUGGUUCUGUUGAAGGACCCCCGCAAGAUUCGUACGGGCCACCACCCCCCUCAAUCAGUACCUCUUAUGGUCCACCCAGCAAAGGAAAUUCCGCUCCUCCUUCCAAUCUUUAUGGCCCACCACCAAAACAGAUUAUAACCUCCUAUGGACCCCCACCCAAGCACCAUCAUCCUAGACCGCACCACAAGCGCCCUUCCUCUUCGUACGGUCCUCCUCCUCGCCAACCUCCUCGUGAUUCAUACGGUCCACCGCCAAAGAAUACCUAUGGCCCGCCACCUAAGGACUCUUACGGCCCACCUCCCCCUCCUAAAGAAUCUUACGGACCCCCUAGAGACUCUUACGGCCCUCCUCCCCCUCCCAAGGAAUCUUACGGACCUCCCAGAGACUCUUAUGGACCACCUCCACCUCCAGGACCUCCCCAAAACUCUUACGGGCCUCCUCAAGUAGCUUACACUGUUGCUGGACAGGACACAGGACUUGACAUUAAUCCUCCCAAAGUUCCCGUGCAGUUCCGUCCUCCAGUGCCUGAUGGACUUUUAGAGAGCAUCGCUGUUUCCGCACAGGCUAACCAGGAAGGUCACUCCGUCCAAAAGCAACCAGGCAACACCUACCUGCCCCCGGCAGUGCCUGACCCAGGCAACAAUUUGUUCGCCGUUCCCCCUGCCUUUGGCGAUGCUGCCCAUGUUGGACAGGUCACUUCCUACACUGUACAAAAUUUCGGUUUGACCGGCCCUGGGGCUCCUGGUGCCCCUGCCAUCACUAUCGGAAAUUUUGCUGAGCCGCUUUUGUCGUACGGUGUUCCCCAGGACACUCAAAACUUCGGUCCCAGCGGACAAUUCGCUGAACCCCCGGGCAACUUCCAAGCGCAAUUUGAGCAGCAACAACAACAGCAUCACGUGCAAGACCACCAGCGUGAUAUUAAUGUGCCAUCCAACCACGCCCCCUCACACAAAGAGAUCCCCAUCAAAGGAGAGCACGGAACGUACACCCUGCAGGUGCAAGCCUCUGGCGGCUCACCGCACAACCCCGAAAUCCCUCACGAGCAGAUCCUCUCUCAAGACUUAUUGAAAGACGUUCUCGCAGCCAUUGAGCAAAGGGGCCAGGGUGGCAGCAACGGCCAUAACAUCGAGGUUUCGCCUAUACACGAUAUUAACAGUUUGUCCGACUUGCGAUUUGCUGCCUCUGAGCAUCAUGACCUGAAUGUCGCUGCGACAGAUCAGAGAGAAAUUAUCGCCCAACUUACUCACGUGCAACACCCCAGCACCCAAGCUACCACUACUACUCCAGCAACGAGCUCCACGACGGCUGCAGAAGUCAGCACAUCGACCUCAGUCGUCACUUCCUCUUCGUAGUGUUUGCUAGAUUGAGCGCUUGCCAUUUUUUUGUGCAUGUGCAAUUGUAUUUUUGUUUUCGACAUCAUGAAUAUUAUUUAUUGAUUAUCAAUCCAUUGCGAUCAAUGUUGAAAAUAACUUACAAUUGAAUGAGUCAAUGUGGAAUAAAGAAUGUGUUAUUUUAUAAAUAAAGCAAUUAAAUGGGAUUUUAGGGACAUUACUCCUAUUUCAUGAAAUAGGUAUGCACUGUGUUUAGGGCUUGCUGUGUCUUGUUUCUCGUGGAUUGUAUGGAAAAGAAAUUUUGACAAGUUUAUUUUGUACGUGUUUUGUUGCAGUGAAAUUGCUCAAGAUAGAAAUGUAUUUUUGUCCGAAAAUUAUUGGAAAAGCGUUGCUUCACUAAUAAUAAAUAAAUCCAACUGAAUAGAAGUAGAAACCGCAGGUCGUAAGUUUUAUUAAAAUGCAGUUCAUAUCAGUUUAUAUUUCAAUAAACUUAUAUUGCCAUCCAAAUAACAAUAAAGACUAUAUUUAUAUAAACAUU
This is a messenger RNA of Neocloeon triangulifer, 3567 nucleotides long. RefSeq lists its product as uncharacterized. The record is from RefSeq and is a predicted model, not a curated record. NCBI's taxonomy places the organism in Eukaryota, Metazoa, Arthropoda, Insecta, Ephemeroptera, Baetidae. The transcript is spliced from 2 exons. The coding region runs from base 198 to 3050 and encodes 950 amino acids.